UGAUGAAUGAGAUGAUGAACCGGUCAUGGCAAUGAAGGGAGACACAAUGUUUACGGCCUCAAGCACAGCCUUUGAAUGCCACCAAGCUCUAUCGGGGAUUGAGCAACGCCAUUGGGGCAAAUGGGUCGCUGAAAUUCGUCUCCCUCGCAAUAGAACUCGCCUCUGGCUUGGAACCUUCGACACUGCUGAAGAUGCUGCCAUGGCUUAUGAUCGUGAAGCCUUUAAGCUUAGAGGAGAAAAUGCUAAGCUCAAUUUCCCUGAACUCUUCCUUAACAAAGAUAAAGCAGAACCAUCCACACCUGCUCCUGCUUCUUCCUCCAACGAAGGUUCAACAUCAACAAUCAAGCCAGAACACUAAGCAACCUGAGCCAUUACCAGAAGAGACCAACACUGAGAGCGAGACAUGCCACCAACCGAGACAUUAGCAGAAGAGAAUGCUGAAACCGAGGAAGGAGUUUCACAGCCUCAGGAACUGGUCUGGGGAGAGUGGUUCAAUACAAUUCCUGCAGGUUGGGGUCCUGGGAGCCCUGUGGGAUGAUUUGGAUCACAACAAUCUUCUUCUGCAUUCACAACUUCCCUUUGUGAAUCAAUCUCAUCAAGAGUUCCAUCAUGAUGCCGCUGGUGCUUUCUUCUCAGACACAACAAGAUAACAACAACGCAGGACCACAGGUUCUUCCUCUCCCUCUUGUUCCAUGAGGCCCUUCUUCUGAAUGGUUAAGAUUAAAAUUCAUGUCUAAAUUCAAAUAGUAGAUAUUCAGCAUUCGGAUCUCUCUGAUUAGUCCUUCUCUUGGUUAGUGUCGGAGAACUAUAAUAAAGUCUCAUAUUGAACAAUUAAAGAAACUUUUUAAACCAUACACCUCUCCUGCUUGAUUCAGUUAACAUUCACUUCGAAUUGAGUCAGUGCGAAAGUUCUAGCAUUUCCAGAUCCCAUUAGCUUUCUUUCUUCUCCUGAACUGAUAACUACAACCCAUCCAGAUAUUCUAUCUGGUCGGUUACUGAAGCUUCGCCACGUUCACAUAUGAGGACAAAACUGAUAAUACAUCCCACCAACUUUAUUUUGUUCUUACUGGUUGCUGAUAUUUUGAACAGCAGCCUGUGAAUCAUGGAUGUUAAAGGCGUACAAUUUUCUUUUCCUGGAAAAUUCUUCUGUGAUUAGCCUUCGUAUUUUAAAUGGCCUUUCAGCAUCAGACUCGUACUUGGUGGGGCUUACCUUGUUCCUAGUGUUGUAGUUUGUUUUCUGGUUUUGGGUUUUAUUAAUAUCAUUAUUCUCUUUGCUCUUUUGUACCAUUUGUUGUUGCUUUUAACUAUGCAUGACCAAGAAGGAAACGUUUUUGUGAUUUCCUUUUUAAUGGCUGUUAGUUUAUUCUGCAGAUUCUCCAGUUCAUAGAUAAUUGAUGUAAUGUUAUGGCCGGACU
Vigna umbellata (rice bean) is the source of this 1415-nucleotide messenger RNA. RefSeq names its product ethylene-responsive transcription factor ERF054-like. Gene Ontology annotation, cellular component: nucleus. The record is from RefSeq and is a predicted model, not a curated record. Gene Ontology annotation, biological process: regulation of DNA-templated transcription. Gene Ontology annotation, molecular function: DNA binding; DNA-binding transcription factor activity. Lineage: Eukaryota; Viridiplantae; Streptophyta; Magnoliopsida; Fabales; Fabaceae.